GCGCGCGUAUCGGCGCGCUGCCAGCAGGGACUGUCCCAACGGACGCUACGGGAGUCCGCAGCCGGCAUAGGCUCAGUUGGCAGCAGCACGCACAGCGAGUAGCAUCAACCAUGGCCGAUAUCUCGAAGGACGAGCUACGCAAGGAGAUCACCGCUAUCCUCAAGGAUGCUGAUCUCACUACAAUGUCUGCUAAAAAAGUGAGGCAACAAAUCGAAGAGAAACUUGAUAUUGACCUCAUAGAAAGGAAAAAAGAAGUUGACGAUUUAGUCAUGGAAUGUCUUCAAGAAAAACAAGAUGGAGGAAAGAAAAAGAAAAAGGCUGCUAGCGAAGAAUCUGAAGACGGUGAAGAGGAGGAGGAGGAAGGAUCCGAAGAAGAAGAGGAGGAAGAAGAAAAGAAACCAGCCAAGCGAAAUCCUGCUAAAAAGGCUCCCAACAAACGUAAGAAGGGUUCUUCCGAUGAUGAAGAAAGCGCUAGUGAUGAUGAUGCCAGCGACGAAGAGUAUAGCCCAAAGAAACCUAAAGUUGCACCCAAAAAAAAUAAGCCUGGAAAGAAAGGAAAAAAGAAGGGAAGCGAUAGUGAUAGUGACGAAGACUGGGGUAAAAACAAAAAGGCUCCAGGAAGUACAGCAAAGAAAGGUGGCGGUAGCAAAGGCAAGGGUGGUGGCUAUACACGCGCUAUCACGCUAUCUCCAGAACUCGCCGCGGUUGUCGGCGCAGAACAAAUGGCUCGACAUGAAGUCGUGAAAAAAGUAUGGAGUAUCAUUAAAGAAAGGAAUCUUUAUGAUCCUAAGAAUAAACAAUUCGCAAUUUGUGAUGAGGAAUUAAUGAAGGUAAUCGGCGUAAAGCGCUUCAGAACUUUUGGUAUGAUGAAAUACCUCAAAAAUCACUUUGUAGAUUAAAUCAUAUUUCAAUCCCGAUCUCUGACAAGUUAUAUACAUAUAUAACAUAUUCCAAGGUGCGUCUCGUGCACCUCUCCAUCUUUCUCACGAUACAUAUAUAUACAUAUAUAUAUAUAUAUACAUGAAACACAACGUAUUUCUUGCGACUUAAGACUUUAGACCAUGUUUACACCAUUCCGACGUAUUCUGCCGCCCAUCGUAAUCGUUUUGUCCCAUUGGUUAUUACAAUAACGUACUUUGACCCUAUAAGCAUCAUAGAUAUGACUUCCAACAAAUGUUAGGAAUAACGUUUUGAUAAUGUGCAACAAGUAUAAUUGCCAAUGAUUACCGAUGACUUUAUCUAAUAUUGGGACAAUUAUUACCAUGGACGUUCAGAUGAUUUCGAAAUGUGAAUACAUUACAGUGGCCAAUAGUCAAUAAGCUGGUUUUAAGUCAUUUAAUUCAAAAUAAAUGUUAUAUUAUUUGUAUGAUCAUGAUUAAUAAUAAUAUCUUAUUCCAAACGCGGUAACACGACGCACCAUUAUAAUAAUGACAUUUAAAUGAAUUAGAAAAAAGUGAGAGAGAGUACAUUUAAAUUUGAAAGUGAUUUUUUUUGAGAAGUUUUAUUUUAUUUUAACUGACACAUUUAUCACAUUGGUGUGUGGCACAGUUGCUUUCAAUAUAUAUUUAAGAUAUGGACUAGACAAAUUUUUUUCCCAUCUUUUUUGUAUUAUAUCAAUAAUUAUCUUAAAAAAACCAUAUGGUAUUUUUGUCUUUUCUUUUUACCCUUUUAAAAAAAAUGCUUCUUGGUAAUAUUGGAUGCAACAGAAUGAUAGAUUUCAUCUCAAAAAAGUGUGGAUGUUUAAAAGAAAUGCGGAAAAAUAAAGAGAGAAGCUAUGCGAAAAAUCAUCCUGUACCUCUUCUGUAUAAUAGCUACAUUAUACACAUGAAAAUGUAAGCAAAGUUUAAUUGUAUUAUCGUGUAAUUACUAAUUAUUGUCGUAAUAUAGAUUUCUUGGUGUAAAAAUUGAAAAUCUAACAUUUAAGAUCUAAUGGUAAAACAAUAUAUUCAUUGAAAAGUACGAUAUAAGCACAUUAAAAGUCACAAUGCGAGCAGCGGUCACUGGCGCAAUGUUGAAGUGUAGGAAGUAAAAUAGGCUCACGGAGCGAGGUGCGGAAUCUUAACCGCAUAUGUCUGUUCGAGCUUCGACAUGUGUAAAAUUCGUGUAUUUUGAAUAUAAAUUAAAGAAAUGCUGGCCUAAACCACGAGGAAAGCCACACGAAUGAAAUCCUACAGUUUGCGAUAACGAAAGCAUACAUACGCGAGAAAAAUAUGUGCGCACGGAAUGAUGAAUUAUAAUGCUAAUAUUGUGUUUUCUAAAAA
Molecule: messenger RNA, 2261 nt
Organism: Formica exsecta
Lineage: Eukaryota; Metazoa; Arthropoda; Insecta; Hymenoptera; Formicidae
Gene: Non2
Product: upstream activation factor subunit spp27
Exons: 5
Coding region: 111-899 (262 amino acids)
Cellular component (GO): nucleus
Source: RefSeq, a predicted model, not a curated record